Oreochromis aureus is the source of this 1115-nucleotide messenger RNA. It is a transcript of the gene nrn1la, whose product is annotated as neuritin 1-like a. The transcript has 3 exons. Gene Ontology annotation, biological process: nervous system development; neuron projection extension. The record is from RefSeq and is a predicted model, not a curated record. Lineage: Eukaryota; Metazoa; Chordata; Actinopteri; Cichliformes; Cichlidae. The coding region runs from base 160 to 660 and encodes 166 amino acids. Gene Ontology annotation, cellular component: plasma membrane.
UGCAACGAGGACGGGAGGAGAACACUUUGACCGGCAGCGGGGGAGCGACAUCGGGACUCUUCUUUUCUUUUAAAAACUAAAAGAUAAAAAAGGAAAACUUUGGAAUUUCCGGUGCAAACUUGAAACUUGUGAGGUCGGAGGACAAACUGUGGGGUCAGCAUGGCAUCUCUGAUGAACUCUGCGUGCUUGCUCUUCUUGCCUGUUGCUCUGCUUCUGAUGCUGAGUCCGUGUUCUGCAGCCUCAGCCAGAAGGUGUCACUCCAUCUACAAGGGUUUCGCUCAGUGUCUGAUGGCUCUGGGCGACAGUUUGACGGACAGCGCCCGCAAGGAGGAGGACACGCACGAGAUACACUCCAUCUGCAGGUCGUGGGAUGAGUUCCAUGACUGCGCUAACGUGGCGAUGGCUGGCUGUCCGGAGGAAGCGGCAGCUGUCUGGGAGUCUCUCCGCCAGGAGUCUAAGAAAAUGCAGUUCUCCGGAAACCUUUAUGACAUGUGCUCCAACCGUAACACCCACCCAGCGGCCUCGGUGUCCCCUAACGGCUCACCCAACCAAGAAGAGAUCAACCAGGAGUCUCUAAGAGGGAGUGCCUAUCACGUGGCAGGCUGCCUCCACUAUCUCCUACUGUCUCCUGUGCUGCUGCUGUUGUUGUUUUGGAUAUAACUACCCCCAAAGAAAUGGGAUUAGCGUGAAUAGAUAUAAACUUUGUGUACUUUUUCUUCCACGAUUCCAUAGACUUUUCACUGCUUCUUCCUCUGCUCUGCCAGGGGUCGAAUAUUUCUAACUGCAUGUUCAGAGGCUCGACAGUCUUUUUGAUAAUAUAUCUCUAAAUUGCCUGUGCCGUUUCAUGCAUAUUCUCUGCCUAUUAAUUAGAUCCUCAGUUGAAAAAAGCUCACAAAACUCACCGAGAGAUACACAAGCCCUGCAAACACAUACAUAGUUGAGCAGAUGCAUACUGCAGCCUCUCAUCAUCCGUCUUUAUCCUGUAUCCUUCUAAAUCUAGUUAGUACGAGCUUGCAUGUGAUGGUUUCAGGGUGAGGCUGUCUCCUUGAAUGCAAUAAGAUAAGAGAUUAAUAAGAGAAAUCUAAUAACUGAGACUUGUUUGAUAAACUUGAAAA